Molecule: messenger RNA, 1291 nt
Organism: Cicer arietinum (chickpea)
Lineage: Eukaryota; Viridiplantae; Streptophyta; Magnoliopsida; Fabales; Fabaceae
Biological process (GO): mitochondrial electron transport, NADH to ubiquinone; mitochondrial respiratory chain complex I assembly
Cellular component (GO): membrane; respiratory chain complex I
Molecular function (GO): NADH dehydrogenase activity; 4 iron, 4 sulfur cluster binding
Source: RefSeq, a predicted model, not a curated record
AAAAAAACUACACCACACAGUUUUUUUCCCCUUCAUUUGGUAGGUGUGUUUAGCAUCUUCGUGGAUCUACGAAUUUCCACUCCCAUUUAUCAUUCAUCAUCAGGAUCCUCUUAACAGUACCUUGUUUGCUUUGGCAUCUCAUCGCUGCUGGUUCUGUAUUUGCAGAAAUGGCCGCAUUCUUAGCUCGGAAAUCACUUCUUGCCCUUCGUUCCCGCCAGCUCGCUGUGGCAGGUCAGGGGCUGCACAGUCCCCAAAAUUAUGGCAUGCGAUUGAGUGCACACCUCUACUCUACCAAAUUAGUUGCACCAACCGCAGAGGAAGAAGAAAGGGAGAAACUUGCAAAGGAAGUUUCAAAGGAUUGGAGUGCUGUUUUCGAAAGUAGCAUGAACACACUUUUUCUCACUGAGCUUGUUCGAGGUCUAAUGCUGACGCUGAAAUACUUCUUUGACAAAAAUGUUACAAUCAAUUAUCCAUUUGAGAAAGGCCCUCUGAGUCCUCGUUUCCGUGGUGAACAUGCACUCAGACGGUAUCCAACAGGAGAGGAACGGUGCAUUGCUUGCAAACUUUGUGAAGCUAUUUGUCCUGCACAAGCAAUAACAAUUGAGGCUGAGGAGCGCGAAGAUGGGAGCCGCAGGACAACUCGGUAUGAUAUUGACAUGACUAAGUGCAUCUAUUGUGGAUUCUGUCAAGAGGCGUGCCCAGUUGAUGCCAUUGUUGAAGGGCCAAACUUUGAAUUUUCUACAGAGACUCAUGAGGAGCUUCUAUAUGACAAAGAGAAACUGCUUGAAAACGGAGAUAGAUGGGAAUCUGAAAUUGCCGAGAACCUGAGAUCUGAAAGCCUUUAUCGCUGAUAAUCUUGUUUGAUCCAUGACUUUUGCUUAUUCUAUCUUAUUGCGCACCGAUAAAUAAAAUGAUAAGUGAACGGUCUUGAAGAAUUGUAUGGAUUAAGGAUUGUUCUUCAAUUUUUAUUUUUUGUUGGGCAAUUGUUGCAUUUCUGUCAUGCAUACAGUUGUGGUGGCUUAUUUGCCCUUGAAAUCUUGAAACAAAUGCGUAAAUAAUUUUAAGAAUUCUACAAAUAGAUGUCUUUACUUAGUAGAAACUUGUGGCCUUCAUUGAUCCUUAGAAGUUGAAAUGUAGCUUGCAGAAUGGAAACACACUUGAUUAUUGGCUUCGAUGAUGAUUCUUGUAAUCUUCCAUUGGCUUGGCUUGUUGAUGUCAUUCUCACUCCAUCCUGUGUAGUGUUGUUACUUCAUUACAUCAGCAUAAAGUAUUAAUAUUUUAUUUCGUGCAA